Guyanagaster necrorhizus is the source of this 630-nucleotide messenger RNA. RefSeq lists its product as uncharacterized. The transcript is spliced from 3 exons. Bases 203 to 598 code for a protein of 131 amino acids. Lineage: Eukaryota; Fungi; Basidiomycota; Agaricomycetes; Agaricales; Physalacriaceae. The record is from RefSeq and is a predicted model, not a curated record.
ACCUUUCCUCGUGUUCUCUAUGAACAGACUCAGGAAUUAUCCAAAGAGCGCCCGAGUCAAGAUCCGAAUCGUCAAGGAGAUUCCGGCACCCAUUCCGCCCCUUACCUCAACACAGCCUAUUCCGUACGAAGAAGAAUCAAGACCAGAUGCCUCAUAUCCCAAACAAAUCACCAGACACAAGUCGCGUCCUCGUCUCUGUGGAAUGUGCGGCCCAGGGGGGUGCAAGUGGCAUUUCUUCUACCCGUUCCAGACGAUCGUCGCCAUCCACGAAAUUCUUCCGUUCGAGGAGGCCUUUGGACGGUCUCUUAUCAACGGUGUUCUCGGGCCACCCACCCCUUCGCUCGCGGAACCAAAUCCCAUAUCGCUCACGGACUUGCAGAAGGAGACAUUCCGCAUGACGACUUCGCGCACGAACAAGGACCCAACGUUUGCUACCAUCAAGACGUUCGCGUUCGCGUUCUCGUCUCCGUCGUGCCAGGACGACAUAGGACCUUGGGCUCAGAGCCAAGACGGCAGGCUCGUUUGUUCCGGAUACGUGAUUUUGAGGUCUGUGGUUGAUGUAUGGGAGAUCGAGGUGAGGAUGAAGGCUCUGUCAUAAUAUCACAACAUGGUGUGUCAGCAUCGCAAAUA